AAAUGCUACGAGGAUUUGAUGGAGAUCGGCAGCGUCUAGGAAAUGCUGAAAAGUUUCUGAUGCACUUAAUUCAGUUGCCAAGUUAUAGAUUAAGGGUGGAAAGUAUGCUGCUUAAAGAAGAAUUUGCCACGAACAUGAACUUCCUGGAACCUUCCAUCGACAAUUUGAAACUAGCAGCACAAGAAAUCAAAGACUGUCACUCGCUUCACGAAAUCCUCUACAUGGUUCUGGUUGCUGGCAACUUUCUUAAUGCAGGCGGGUACGCUGGUAAUGCUGCUGGUUUCAAGAUGAUGUCGUUAUUGAAAUUGACUGAUAUAAGAGCUAAUAAACCUGGAAUGAACCUAAUCCACUAUGUGGCAAUGCAAGCAGAGAAGAAAGACCCCAGUUUGCUAAAGUUUUCUGAGGAAUUACCAAGUUUGGAAGAAGCCACUAAGUAAGUGUCCUGGCAGUU
Molecule: messenger RNA, 451 nt
Organism: Limulus polyphemus (Atlantic horseshoe crab)
Lineage: Eukaryota; Metazoa; Arthropoda; Merostomata; Xiphosura; Limulidae
Product: FH2 domain-containing protein 1-like
Exons: 5
Coding region: 3-437 (144 amino acids)
Source: RefSeq, a predicted model, not a curated record